Messenger RNA from Rhea pennata, 2211 nucleotides. It is a transcript of the gene DYNLL2, whose product is annotated as dynein light chain LC8-type 2. Gene Ontology annotation, molecular function: dynein intermediate chain binding. Gene Ontology annotation, biological process: microtubule-based process. NCBI's taxonomy places the organism in Eukaryota, Metazoa, Chordata, Aves, Rheiformes, Rheidae. The transcript is spliced from 3 exons. The record is from RefSeq and is a predicted model, not a curated record. Gene Ontology annotation, cellular component: cytoplasmic dynein complex. Bases 149 to 418 code for a protein of 89 amino acids.
CGCGGCGCACGGAGCGGAGCGGGCUGAGGCGAGCGGCGCUGCGCGGCGCGCGGGUCCGGGCCUCCUCCUCCGCCCUCCUCUUCUUUCUCCUCGGUGCCGUGUCUCGCCCUGCCCUCCCGGGGUGGCCCUGUCACUGUGAAGGGUCACAAUGUCUGACAGAAAGGCUGUGAUCAAGAAUGCGGACAUGUCCGAGGACAUGCAGCAGGAUGCUGUAGACUGUGCUACACAGGCAAUGGAGAAGUACAACAUAGAAAAGGACAUUGCAGCAUACAUAAAGAAGGAAUUUGACAAGAAAUACAACCCAACUUGGCACUGCAUUGUUGGCAGAAACUUUGGCAGCUAUGUAACACACGAGACAAAGCACUUCAUCUAUUUUUACUUGGGUCAGGUUGCAAUUCUUCUCUUCAAGUCUGGAUAGGAAGUAAGAGCAAGUGAAAUUUGGACUGUAAUGCACUGAUGGCUGAAGCCACGACUCCCUUUAACAUGGCUAUGCCGCUGCAUGGACUGUAUACUAUAUUUAAUGUGUAUAUGUUGCAGUAAAAAUCUACUUCUGUUUAGUUGCCUGGGAAGAAGGCGGCGUUUUUUGUUACUGCUUUUUUUUUUGGUUGUAUUGCACUAGGAAAACCUGUAAAUGCUUAAACAAUGGCCUUUAUGUGGGAAGAAAUAAAACUAUUCCACAACAGUUCCCUCAGUGGUAAUUCCUUCUUUGAGGCUGGGAAAACUUCUUUGGGCAGGCCAAAAAAGACCCUGUUGACUUCCUUAUCAAGUUCUAUUAGACUGUUACUCUUGAAAUGAGGAGCAAUGCCAGUGUGAGCCUCUACCCACCCUGCAGACUGUAGAGAGCUGGCUCUCCCAGUAACCUCAAUGCAGGUACUUAGACCAUCCCUGAAAGUUGGUAGGGUGGCUCUUGUUAAUGGGAUUUUUUCAUCCAAAGGUUGAACUCCACCUCAGACUGUGAUUAAAACAGACUUGCAGCUGGCACCCUCAGUGUUCUUUUUCAGUGCCCAUCACUAUUUUUUGGCUCUGAAACAUACUGAGCUAGACUUGCAAGCAACUUGGCCUGGUCUAGAAGACUUCAACAAAUAUCCUCUUGAGUUGCUGGUGUGGAGCAGAAAGCAGCAUGCUGUGGCUGAAGUCUUUAGACCUUGCUGCUAAGAUCUAAGACUGGCCAUGUGGGCCAUCCCCCAAAUGGACUAGGCUAUCAAAUUGGUGACUAUUGACAACAGCUUUAUUUGGCAUAUUCUUAGCCAGUUGUCUCAACACUGCCUUAACUUGAUGUUCUCCUUAAAGCAAGCUAGUCAUGUGGAAGAUUUGUAAGUGGCCACUGUCUCCUCUUCUAUUUUCUGUAGCUGAUAAGCUAUUUCUGGAGGAUUGUCCUCCAUGUUCUGAUAUCUGCUUUUGUUCUUAAAGCACAGUACCAAGAAGUUAAAUUUACAUGUGAUGUUUGUGAAGGAAACUCAUGUGACAUCUGCUUCAAAGGCAGAGAAAAUGUUUUGGUCUCCAAUAGAUUCAGCAGUGAUGUUGUCUUAGUAUGUACUGAUUCUUGGAUUAAACUGCAGGAAGUCUUUUAUUUUAUCUGGGUGGAAGAAAUCCUGAAGGACAAAAAUGCUAUGUGAUGACUAAAUAAAUGUCUGGUGCUUGCAGUAAGGUCUAUUUAUUGGUUUGUUAACUAAUACAUAGACAAUCAUUUGGCUGGUGAGCCUCACUCGCAUCUCUGGGAUGAACUUGGGGAGGUGUUAGUAACAAGCCAUUGCUUUUAAUCACUGCUGGGGGGGAAGGGCAGAGUGAGAGAGCUAUUCAUUGUGAAAUGACCUGAUGACCCAGGUUGACUACUUCCUGAAGUAAAAGUCCUUGUCUCUGUGCAAAAUCCAAAGUAUGCCUAAUUUUGUAAUAUUGAUAGAAUCAUGUUGUACCUAGAAAGAAUGUAGCUGUCAUAACUUCAUGUUGAUGGAAAUGUCUGCACUGGGGGUAAUGUGCCUUGGACUGUCUGGGGCACCCUUGUAGUCUUGUCUAUUCAGAACUCUACUCUUGAUCUGAAAGGAGAAUGUUUUGGGUUUGUUUUGUUGUUUUGUUUUUUUUUUUUUCUAAGCAUGAGUCUAAUGUGAACCUGUUCACAGUCUGUGGAGCAAGAUGUGCUCCCUUCAUAACUGCAAUGGCUCAAAUACCAUUUAUUUUUUUUUCAAACAUUAAAAGUGAAUUGACACAUUUCAA